GCAAGUCCACUGUGUCAACAAAUCUAAAUAUAGUUUUUGACUUUAGUUUUCCUUUAAAUUGACCACCUCUCUACCAGGUGUUCUCCUAUAUGAGUCCUCUCUACCAGGUGUUCUCCUAUAUGAGUCCUCUCUACCAGGUGUUCUCCUAUAUGAGUCCUCUCCACCAGGUGUUCUCCUAUAUGAGUCCUCUCUACCAGGUGUUCUCCUAUAUGAGUCCUCUCCACCAGGUGUUCUCCUAUAUGAGUCCUCUCCACCAGGUGUUCUCCUAUAUGAGUCCUCUCCACCAGGUGUUCUCCUAUAUGAGUCCUCUCCACCAGGUGUUCUCCUAUAUGAGUCCUCUCCACCAGGUGUUCUCCUAUAUGAGUCCUCUCCACCAGGUGUUCUCCUAUAUGAGUCCUCUCCACCAGGUGUUCUCCUAUAUGAGUCCUCUCCACCAGGUGUUCUCCUAUAUGAGUCCUCUCCACCAGGUGUCCUCCUAUAUGAGUCCUCUCCACCAGGUGUUCUCCUAUAUGAGUCCUCUCCACCAGGUGUUCUCCUAUAUGAGUCCUCUCUACCAGGUGUUCUCCUAUAUAAGUCCUCUCCACCAGGUGUCCUCCUAUAUAAGUCCUCAGUAAUAAUAACAUGGUCCUCCUCUCCACCAGGUGUUCUCCUAUAUAAGUCCUCUCCACCAGGUGUUCUCCUAUAUAAGUCCUCAGUAAUAAUAACAUGGUCCUCCUCUCCACCAGGUGUCCUCCUA
Molecule: messenger RNA, 736 nt
Organism: Oncorhynchus keta (chum salmon)
Lineage: Eukaryota; Metazoa; Chordata; Actinopteri; Salmoniformes; Salmonidae
Exons: 2
Coding region: 90-614 (174 amino acids)
Source: RefSeq, a predicted model, not a curated record